Messenger RNA from Microthlaspi erraticum, 351 nucleotides. The record is from the annotation of a GenBank genome assembly. NCBI's taxonomy places the organism in Eukaryota, Viridiplantae, Streptophyta, Magnoliopsida, Brassicales, Brassicaceae.
AUGCUCAAGACCGCACGUCAACCCGAGUCUGUGUCAAUUAUGGAAACUAGUCUUUACUCGCUGAUCAAGAGCGAAUUAUUUAUGGGAGAUCUUGACCCCACAUUUAUUCCUGUUAAUCUUAGACGUCCAAAGAGACCCUUCCAUAAUCUCUGUGGUGCCAUCGAUCCACCUUCGACAUCCCCUUUUCGUUCAUACAAGAGAGAGCGUGAUAGCCAGCUUGUUGAACACCGCCUCGAUUCAAGUCUUGUGGAAUCAAGCCUUGUCUUACCAUCCUCAUCCACUGAUCUAAAGGAGAGAGCGUUAAAGCCAGCCUCUAGAUCCCAUCUUCCCAUCACGAUCCAACAGAUCUAA